Hyla sarda is the source of this 3535-nucleotide messenger RNA. RefSeq names its product gastrula zinc finger protein XlCGF26.1-like. Gene Ontology annotation, cellular component: nucleus. Gene Ontology annotation, molecular function: DNA-binding transcription activator activity, RNA polymerase II-specific; RNA polymerase II cis-regulatory region sequence-specific DNA binding. The coding region runs from base 233 to 3091 and encodes 952 amino acids. The record is from RefSeq and is a predicted model, not a curated record. NCBI's taxonomy places the organism in Eukaryota, Metazoa, Chordata, Amphibia, Anura, Hylidae. The transcript has 8 exons. Gene Ontology annotation, biological process: regulation of transcription by RNA polymerase II.
GCCCAGCCUGACUCCUCCCACACACAUGAGCGGUCACAUGGCCAUGACAUCAUCACAGGUCCUUCAGCCUCCAGGAUGUAACAUCUUGCUCCUGGUUAUUGUGGGACUUGUAGUUCUUUAUACACCUGUACACAAUGCACACAGGGGCUUUAUAGAGGGGACAGGACGCCCCCCGAAUAUAUCCUGAAGAGAAGGAAAACUCCAGCGCCGUAUAUAUAGGAUCUAUAGAGGAAUGUCACCGACCACCGAGAGGAUCCUAGAGCUCAGCCUGGAGAUCAUCUACCUGCUGACCGGAGAGGAUUACACAGUAGUGAAGAAGACAUCUGGAGAGUGUGUGGCCCCCAGCAGGUCAGGAGGAUGGAGCAGGGCCCGGGGCCCCAUCACGGAGCCUCCACCUCCCUCACUGAUACCUGAGAGGAACAAUGAGCAGAAGAUCCUAGAACUCACCCACAAGAUGAUGGAGCUGCUGACUGGAGAGGUUCCUAUAAGGUGUCAGGAUGUCACUGUCUAUUUCUCCAUGGAGGAGUGGGAGUAUAUAGAAGGACACAAGGAUCUGUACCAGGACAUAGUCAUGAUGGAGGACCACCGGCCCCGAACAUCACCACCGGAUGGAUCCAGGAAGAGGAACCCAUCAGAGAGAUGUCCUGCUCCUCUGGAUUCCCAGGACUGUGCAGGGGGAGAGGAUAAUGUCCUACAGGAUGAUCAGGAUGAAAAUCUCCCAGACUUUAAAAUUGAAGUUAUUGAGGAGGAGGAAGAAGAAGAAAUGGAUGUGAGGAGGGAUCGGGCGUGUAAGGAAGAGGACAUUCCUACUGAUAUUAGUCCAGGUCUGGACCCUCUGGUCUUUGCCCCUCAUGGUCUCCAAUCCAACCCCUCACCCAAUGAGAACCGGGAUCGGCACAACCUCAUCACUUCGCUCUAUGCUGCUUAUCUCACAUAUGAUGGUCACAGCAAAGACUUGGCACAUUGCCUCUUUCCAACCACAGACCUUGAAGGAGACCAGAAUAAUAUCCCAUGUGCAUAUCCUGGAGAAAAUAAAUUCCUGUGUUCAGGAUGUGGGAAGUUAUUUCAACCUGAAUUAAAGCAGAACACUCCCAUAGAGGAGAUCCAGCUUCAAUGUUCAGAAUGUAGCAAAUGUUCUAACAAGAAGAAAGGUCCUUCUGAAGGUCAUCAGACCCACACAGGAGAAAAGUCAUUUUCAUGUUUGGUGUGUGGGAAAUGUUUUGUCAAGAAAUCAACUCUAGUACAACAUGAGAGAAUCCACACAGGGGAGAAGUUGGUUUCAUGUUCAGAAUGUGGGAAAUGUUUCACCAAUAAUUCAAGUCUAAAUGAGCAUGAAAAAAUUCAUAGAGGAGAGAAACCAUUUUCAUGUUCAGAAUGUGGGAGAUGUUUUAUCCAUAAAUCAAAGCUGCUACUGCAUCAGAGAACCCACACAGGAGAUAAGCCAUUUUUAUGUUCUCAAUGUGGAAAAUGUUUUAUCAACAAAAGUGGUCUAGUUGAGCAUCAUAAGAUUCACACGGGGGAAAAGCCAUUUUCAUGUUCAGAAUGUGGGAAAUCUUUUACCCACAAAGCUUAUCUUGUCAGACAUCAGAGAAGUCACACGGGGGAUAGGCCGUUAAUAUGUUUGGAAUGUGGGAAAUAUUUUACUCAAAGGUCAGAACUUAUUAUUCAUCAAAGAAUCCACACAGGGGAGAAACCAUUUACAUGCUCUGAAUGUGGAAAAUGUUUUAGCAUAAAAUCACGUCUUGUAUCACAUCAGCGAAUCCACACAGGAGAGAAGCCAUUUUCAUGUGCUGAGUGUGGAAAAUCUUUUACUGAUAAAUCAAAUCUUGCAAAUCAUAAUAGAAGCCACACAGGGGAGAGGCCAUUUUCAUGUUUGGAAUGUGGGAAAUGUUUUUUCCGGAAAUCAGAUCUUACUGUUCAUCAGAGAAUCCACACAGGGGAGAAACCAUUUUCAUGUACAGAAUGUGGGAAAUGUUUUAUCAUAAAAUCACAUCUUGUUACACAUCAGAGAAUCCACACAGGAGAGAAGCCAUUUUCAUGUACAAAAUGUGGGAAAUGUUUUACUCACCAAUCAGGUCUUAUUAUCCAUCAAAAGGUUCACACAAAAAAGAAGCCACUGGAAAAGCUGUUUUCAUGUUCUGAAUGUGGAAAAUGUUUCACAAGGAAUUCAAGUUUAAUUGAACAUGAGAAAAUUCACAAAGGGGAAAAACUGUUUUCAUGUUCCGAAUGUGGGAAAUUUUUUACCAAGAAAUCAAAUCUAGUUCCACAUCAGAGAAUCCACACAGGAGAGAAGCCGUAUUCAUGUUCAGAAUGUGGAAAAUCUUUUACACAGAAAUAUGGUCUAAUUGAGCAUCAAAAGACUCACACAGGGGAGAAACCGUUUUCAUGUCCUGAAUGUGGAAAGUCUUUUACUCAGAAAUCAUAUCUUGUGAAACAUCAUAGAAGUCACACAGGGGAGAGGCCUUUUUCAUGCUUGGAAUGUGGGAAAUGUUUUACUCAGAAAUCAGAUCUUAUUAAUCAUCAGAGAAUUCACACAGGGGAGAAACCAUUUUUAUGUUUGGAAUGUGGGAAAGAAUUUAUUUUAAAAGGUGGUCUUGUGAAACAUCAGAGAAUCCACUCAGGAGUAAAGCCGUAUUCUUGUACAGAAUGUGGAAAAUCUUAUGCUCAGAGGUCAGGCCUUUUUGAACAUCAAAAACUUCACACAGGAAAGAGGCCGUUUUCAUGCUCAGAAUGUGGGAGAUGUUUUACUCGGAAAUCAUUUCUCGUUAAACAUCAAAGAAUACACACGGGGGAGAAGCCCUUCACAUGUGCCGAAUGUGGAAAAUGUUAUGCCCAGCAGUCGGGUCUAUUUGAACAUCAAAAACUUCACACAGGAAAGAAGCCGUAUUCAUGUUCAGAAUGUGGGAGAUGUUUUACCCGAAAAUCAUUUCUUGUAAAACAUCAGAGAAUUCAUACGGGGGAGAAACCAUUUCCCUGUUUGAUAUGUGGAAAAAGUUUUACCCAGAAAUCUGUUCUUGUUAGACAUCAAAGAAUUCAUCAGCAGAUGAAAGGUUGUUUCGAGGUCUUACAUAAUAGCUUCUCCAGUCCUUGAAUUCUUCAGUAUGGGAGGAGCCUACGAAAGUGAUCCAAGCGGCCUGAGGAAGGUGUUUGUUCUGUAACAGGAAGAGCGUCUCUUUAUGAUUUACCUAUGUUUCCACUGGACCAGUGAAGGGUGCACCCCCAAAUAUUUAGUGGACUUUAUCCUGUGCUGUUAUUAUUUAUUACUUGCAGUAUUGGAGGAGCUUACUGGGGUUUAACUGUGUUUUUAGUGAAGAAAAAAAAGACACUAAAACAAGUAAAAAACAAAGUCACAUCUAUUUAUUUGUAUAGAAUACAGAAAUAACUACUGCAAAGUAAGGAACAGCGAGAAACCAUUUGUGAUAACUCAGAUCGGAGAAGUGAUGUCUGCGCUACUAAUAUCAACGUGUCGGAUCAAACAAUAAUUCAAAGAGACAGUAGACAAAACGGUAACGGCUGCGACAGUGAGGAAGAUCUA